Scaptodrosophila lebanonensis is the source of this 2615-nucleotide messenger RNA. Its product is annotated as collagen alpha chain CG42342. The record is from RefSeq and is a predicted model, not a curated record. NCBI's taxonomy places the organism in Eukaryota, Metazoa, Arthropoda, Insecta, Diptera, Drosophilidae.
AUGCGCAAACACAAAACGCCGCCCAGCGGCAGCCCAAGGACAAACAGUAACCACAACAGUAGCAACAGCAACAGCAACACCAACAACAUGGCGACGCAGGCGUCGACACAGGCAGAACCAGCAGCAGGGGCAGCGACAGCGCCUGCAUGUGAAGCACAAUUGUCACAGCCCACAAUCGAAAUGGAGCAGCGCAUGCUGCUGGGCCAUGCGGCCAACGAAAACCCAGCAACGAACACCAACAACAGCAGCAACCUUCCAGCGACCAGGUCCAAGGAGCGCCCGCGGCCCACAAUGCAACUGAUGUCCUUGCUGCACAUCGCCUGCUAUGUGCUCUGUCUCUGCGGCUUCAGCUUCGCCCUCUACACAAACGUGAGGCAAACACGCAUGGAGCAGCGCCUGCAGCGUCUGCAGCAGCUGGACGCACGCAUUGUCGAGCUGGAGCUCCGGUUGGAGCAGCAACAGCUGCUGCACUGGCCAGCGGCCGAGGAGCAGGAGGCGCCGCUGCUGACUGGCAACGAGGCGAAUGGCUCGCAGCACAUGACGUUGCAUGUGCGACGCGAGUUGCAUCGCCUGCGGCGCGACGUCUCCCACUUGCAGUUGACGAGGCGGCAGCAGCGCAGGCAGGCGGCAGAAGCGGCUGCCGCAGCGGCGGCGGCUGGCGGAAACAACAACGGAAAUGGCGACUGCCAGUGUCAACCAGGUCCACCAGGCCCACCCGGACCACCCGGCAAGCGAGGGAAGCGGGGCAAAAAGGGCGACACCGGCGACAAGGGCGACCCUGGUCUCAAUGGCAUCAGCGGUGAAAAGGGCGCUGCGGGCAGACCCGGCGACAAGGGCUCGAAGGGUGAUGUCGGCCAUCCGGGCAUGGAUGUCUUCCAAACUGUAAAGGGGCUCAAGAGAUCGGUGACAACGCUGCAUGGCGGCACGUUGGGCUAUGCGGAAAUUGUAGCUGUCAAGGACUUGCAAGAAGCGGGCGUUAACGUAUCCGCUGCUACGGUCAUACAACUGAAGGGCGAGCCAGGUGAGCCUGGUCCACCAGGGCCCCCGGGCGAGCCUGGAAGUCCUGGAAGCCCCGGCGAGCGCGGACCACCCGGCGAAACUGGAGCGCAGGGUGUGCAAGGAGUGGCCGGCGAGCCAGGUCCGAUCGGACCUCCCGGAGUGCCCGGCGCAGCUGGAGCAAAGGGUGACAAAGGCGAUCGCGGCGAUCGCGGCCUCACCACAACUAUCAAGGGUGACGAAUUCCCAACGGGCAUCAUUGAAGGUCCACCCGGCCAACCUGGACCACCUGGUCCGCCCGGAGAGCCCGGAGAGAGAGGGGAGGCGGGACCGCCCGGACCAGCUGGACCACCGGGCGAGAAAGGACCGCGCGGCAAGCGGGGCAAGCGGAUAUUUGGACCGGGAGGCACGAAGCUGGACGAGGACUAUGACGAUCCACCCGUUACCUUGUUGCGUGGUCCCCCAGGACCUCCGGGCUUGGCAGGAAAGGAUGGACGGGACGGACGCGAUGGCGCCAAGGGUGAAGCCGGCGAGCCCGGAGAGCCAGGAUCUUUGGGUCCUCGCGGCUUAGACGGCCUGCCCGGUGAGCCAGGAAUUGAAGGGCCGCCGGGACUGCCAGGCUAUCAAGGACCGCCUGGCGAGAAAGGUGAUCGCGGUGAUAUCGGACCUCCGGGCUUAAUGGGUCCGCCUGGACUGCCAGGACCACCCGGCUACCCUGGCGUCAAGGGCGAUAAGGGCGACCGCGGCGACUCGUACCGCAAGAUGCGUCGCCGUCAGGACGAUGGCAUGGCCGAUGCACCCCACAUGCCCACAAUUGAAUAUCUUUAUGGUCCACCAGGUCCGCCAGGACCAAUGGGACCUCCUGGACAUACCGGUGCCCAGGGAGAACGAGGCUUGGACGGGCGCAAAGGGGAUCCGGGCGAGAAGGGUCAUAAGGGUGAUCAGGGUCCCAUGGGCUUGCCUGGUCCCAUGGGUAUGCGUGGCGAGUCGGGUCCCUCCGGUCCAGCUGGAAAAGCUGGCUUACCGGGUCCGCCCGGCUUGGAUGGCAUGAAGGGCGCUCAGGGCGAGACGGGUCUGAAGGGCGAACGCGGCGAUCCGGGCUUGCCGGGCACUGAUGGCAUCCCCGGGCAGGAGGGGCCGCGUGGCGAACAAGGAUCACGAGGCGAUGCUGGGCCGCCCGGGAAGCGUGGACGCAAAGGAGAUCGCGGCGACAAGGGCGAACAGGGCGUGCCCGGACUGGAUGCGCCCUGCCCCCUGGGUGCUGACGGGCUGCCGCUGCCGGGCUGCGGUUGGCGUCCGCCAAAGGAGCCUGUCAUCUCAACGCCCGUGCACAAGGACUAUUUGCCAGAUGUAACUCAGCCGGAAAGCAAUGCCAGCGAUUACGAGCAGGAGGAGGAGGACGAGGAGGAGCAGGCGGAGGAUAAUGAAAACGAAUAUGAUGAAUAUCAGGAUAAUUUGCAUAACAAUGACUAAAAAAAAAGAAGUGGCAGCAGGAAGAGAGGAGCAGGCAUACCCGAAUGCAAAGGCAAACAAACAAACAAACACACUCACACACACACACAAAAUAAACAAACAAACAAGCAAGCAAGCAACGCACCCACGCACCCGCACAAGCAAAC